CCAGCGGAUAUUUGUGAAAACGUCGAUAUGUCGCGUGUGCCUGUUUUGACGAUAUUUGGUUCCACGGGUACUGGAAAAUCUCGUCUGGCCAUUGAAAUGGCGAGAAGAUUUUCCGGGGAAAUUAUUUCGGCAGACAGCAUGCAGUUGUACAAGGGCCUGGACAUCAUCACCGCCAAAGUAACGAAAGAAGAAAGGGCAAUGGCACCGCAUCACAUGGUGGACACCAUAGACCCCCUAAUUCACGACUUUACUGUGUUGCAAUUCCGGGAUAUGACCUUACCCAUUAUAGACGAGCUACUAGCCAGGGAAAAGCUUCCGAUCAUUGUCGGUGGAACCAAUUAUUACAUCGAGGCUCUUCUCUGGAAGAUUCUGAUUGCUAAUUCGGAAACGGUUGCCAACUCGUCGGUUAGUUUGUGCAUGGAAAACGCGUACAACGACGGCGAUAAUAAGAAACUGAAAAUCGAUUUGGAUCGGAACAGCAAGGAGAGCAACGAGAAUCUUUUCAAGAAACUGAUGGAGGUCGAUCCCGAAAUGGCGAAGAGGUUACACCCUAACAACAGGAGAAAGAUCAUUCGGUCCCUGGAAGUGUUCGUCCAGCAAGGUGUGACCCACUCGGAACUUCUGAAAGCUCAACGGACAGCUGGUAGUUCCGGAUUAGGCGGCCGCCUCAGAUAUCCCAACUCAGUGAUACUGUGGCUGCAGUCCGACAGGACAGUCCUCGAGGAGCGGCUGGAUAGCAGGGUCGAUGCCAUGGUGCAGACCGGUCUGGUGCAGGAACUGCUUGACUUUCAUCGGAGGUACAACGAGCAACGGAUUGCGACCAACACGUUACCGGACUACACGAAAGGCAUCUUUCAGAGCAUCGGCUUCAAAGAGUUCCAUAGAUACCUGAUGUUGUCCGAGGAGGAGAAGCGGGAGAAAAAGGGAGAAGAAUUACUGCAAGAAGGAAUCGAUAAUCUCAAACUUGUUACCAAGAGAUACUCAAAGAUGCAGGAAAAAUGGAUCCGUAAUCGCAUGAUUCGGCGCGUUGACAGACAAACGCCCCCUAUUUAUACGUUGGACUGCACGGACGUGAAAAACUGGGAACAUUCUGUAUAUGGCAAAGCUGUGUCGAUAGUAGAAGCAAUAUUAAGAGGAGAAAAGCCUGAGCAGGCAGCUGCGAACGAAUCUAUUGAAAAUAUCAAAACCACGGAUAGCAGUAACGAAGAAUGUCAUUACUGCGAUGUUUGUGACAGGUUUUUCAUUGGCGAACAGUGGGGCAUACAUUUGAAAAGCAAUAAACAUCAAAAAGUUUUAAUAAAGAAAAAGAAAUUAGCAGAAAAGGAAGCAAUGGAAGAAAGAACGAUCAAAGUGAAUGAAUGAAGAUUAAUAACGUUAAUACUGAUUGUUGUGAUCAAAUGUAACGUUCAACGAGCGAUGCAUUUUUGGUAUAUAUUGUACAAAAUAAUGUGAAAAGACUGUUGAUAUUUGAUAUUUUGAAGAUAUAUUAUUUUAUGUAAAAUG
Messenger RNA from Megalopta genalis, 1503 nucleotides. RefSeq names its product tRNA dimethylallyltransferase. Gene Ontology annotation, molecular function: tRNA dimethylallyltransferase activity. NCBI's taxonomy places the organism in Eukaryota, Metazoa, Arthropoda, Insecta, Hymenoptera, Halictidae. Gene Ontology annotation, biological process: tRNA modification. The record is from RefSeq and is a predicted model, not a curated record. Gene Ontology annotation, cellular component: mitochondrion.